Molecule: messenger RNA, 876 nt
Organism: Echinops telfairi (small Madagascar hedgehog)
Lineage: Eukaryota; Metazoa; Chordata; Mammalia; Afrosoricida; Tenrecidae
Gene: APOA1
Product: apolipoprotein A1
Exons: 4
Coding region: 68-826 (252 amino acids)
Biological process (GO): lipid transport; lipoprotein metabolic process
Cellular component (GO): extracellular region
Molecular function (GO): lipid binding; high-density lipoprotein particle receptor binding
Source: RefSeq, a predicted model, not a curated record
CAGGGGACAGCUGGUCACACAGAGGUUUCCGAGACAGAAUUCUAAGAGCACAAGGUAACCCUUCAAAAUGAAAGCCGUGGUGCUGGCGUUGGCUGUGGUCUUCCUGACGGGGAGCCAGGCUCGGCAUUUCUGGCAGCAAGAUGAACCCCAGACGUCGUCGUGGGACCAAAUGAAGGAUUUGAUCAAUAUCUACCUGGACACGGUCAAAGAUAGUGGCAAAGACUACGCGAGCCAGCUGGAAGCCUCCGCCCUGGGCAAACAGCUCAACCUGAAACUCCUGGACAACUUGGACAGCUUGAGCACCAGUGUCAGCAAACUCCAAGAGCAGCUAGGCCUUCUGUCCCAGCAACUCUGGAGCACCCUGGAGGAGGACACCUCCCAGCUGCGGCAGAUGUUGAACCAGGACCUGGAGGAGAUGAAGAAGAAGGUGCAGCCCCACCUGGAUGAAUUCCAGAAGAAGUGGCAGGAGGAGGUGGAGCUCUACCGGCAGAAGGUGGCGCCGCUGGGCCAGGAGCUGCAGGGUCUGCAGGAGAAGCUGGUGCCCCUGGGCGAGGGCCUGCGUGACCACGCGCGAAACCUCGUGGACAAGCUCCGCCCCUAUGGCGAGGAGGUGCGCCAGCGGCUGGCCAGCCGGCUCGAGGAACUCAAGACCAGCAGCCUGGCCCAGUACCCCGCCAAGGCCCGAGAGCACCUGAGCACCAUCAGCGAGAAGGCCAAGCCCGCGCUGGAGGACUUCCGCCAGAGCCUCCAACCCAUGGCGGAGCACUUCAAGAACACCCUCACGACCCUGUUCGAUGAGGUCUCCAAGAAGCUGGAUGCCCAGUGAGGCGCCCGCUGCCCGCGUCGGGUUCUUAGAAUAAAGACGUUUCCACCUUG